Drosophila sechellia is the source of this 768-nucleotide messenger RNA. RefSeq names its product DNA-directed RNA polymerase II subunit RPB11 (gene Polr2J). The transcript is spliced from 4 exons. The coding region runs from base 344 to 697 and encodes 117 amino acids. Gene Ontology annotation, molecular function: protein dimerization activity; DNA binding. The record is from RefSeq and is a predicted model, not a curated record. Lineage: Eukaryota; Metazoa; Arthropoda; Insecta; Diptera; Drosophilidae. Gene Ontology annotation, cellular component: RNA polymerase II, core complex. Gene Ontology annotation, biological process: transcription by RNA polymerase II.
CAGCUUGUCUAUGCGAUAGCUAUCGGCUGGCAGUGUUGGUUGCAAGAAGGAUUGAGCUAUUUAUUUAAUGGCCAAAAAACAUAAGCAUAGUCAAAUAUUUUCAAUUUCAAUUUCAAAGCACAAGUUUUAAUUAACUUAUAUGCUUAUAUUCGAAAUGAUUUAUAAAAUAAUAAAAUAUAUUAGCGGGGCGUUCUAGCUACUUUUAGCUAUAUAUAGCUAGUUUAGCGUUUCUUGCACUUGGGCGUUGUUCAACACUGUACCGGUGAAUUUUGCUGAGCGUACUGCUGAUUUUAAUAAACAAUUUAUAUAUUUUGCAGUAACUAACGAAAAGUAAGACAUCAAAAUGAACGCACCACCGACCUUUGAGUCAUUUCUCCUCUACGAAGGCGAAAAAAAAAUCAUCAAGGAACUGGACACCAAAGUGACCAAUGCGGCAAUAUUCACCAUAAACAAAGAGGAUCACACGCUGGGCAACAUGAUCCGCAACCAACUGCUGAAGGAUCCCAAUGUUCUGUUUGCCGGCUACAAGGUUCCGCAUCCUCUGGAGCACAAGUUCGUUAUCCGCAUUCAGACUACGGCCGAUUAUUCUCCGCAGGAAGCCUUCAUGAAUGCCAUAACCGAUCUUCUAGCGGAAUUAUCUCUCUUCGAAGAGCGUUUUAAAGACGCCAUCAAGGAGAAGAAGGAGGGCGGCGAUUAAUCAUAUAAUAACCAAUAAAUUGCUUAGUCUUAUGAAAACCCAAUAAAAACUAAUGAACGCUUCUUCUUCCA